Diceros bicornis minor is the source of this 4376-nucleotide messenger RNA. RefSeq names its product small ubiquitin like modifier 2 (gene SUMO2). Bases 115 to 402 code for a protein of 95 amino acids. Gene Ontology annotation, cellular component: nucleus. NCBI's taxonomy places the organism in Eukaryota, Metazoa, Chordata, Mammalia, Perissodactyla, Rhinocerotidae. Gene Ontology annotation, molecular function: ubiquitin-like protein ligase binding; protein tag activity. The transcript has 5 exons. The record is from RefSeq and is a predicted model, not a curated record. Gene Ontology annotation, biological process: protein sumoylation.
UCCUCCACCGCUGCCGCCUCCUUCUGCCGCUCCUGGUGCUGCUUGUGUGCUCGUUCGGUGCGGACCUGGUACCUCUUUUGUGAAGCGGCAGCUGAGGAGACUCCGGCGUUCGCUAUGGCCGACGAAAAGCCCAAGGAAGGAGUCAAGACUGAGAACAACGAUCAUAUUAAUUUGAAGGUGGCGGGGCAGGAUGGUUCUGUGGUGCAGUUUAAGAUUAAGAGGCAUACACCACUUAGUAAACUAAUGAAAGCCUAUUGUGAACGACAGGGUUUGUCAAUGAGGCAGAUCAGAUUCCGAUUUGACGGGCAGCCAAUCAAUGAAACAGACACACCUGCACAGUUGGAAAUGGAGGAUGAAGAUACAAUUGAUGUGUUCCAGCAGCAGACAGGAGGUGUCUAUUAAAAAGGGAAUCUGCUACUUUACUCCAGAGCUCUUCCUCCAGACCAAGACAUUCUCAAUUAGAAAACUGCAAUUUGGUUCCACCACAUCCUGACUACUACAGUAUAGUUUUCUCUAUUCUUUCAUUUUCCCCUUCCCCAUUCCUUUAUUGUACAUAAAGUAACUGGUGUAUGUGCACAAGCAUAUUGCAUUUUUUUUUUUUUAACUAAAUGGCCAAUGGUAUGUUUUGAUUGACAUCAAAUGGAGAUGGGAUAGGGAAAAAUACUGGUUCUGUGAAAAUACCCCCUUUCUCCAUUAGUGGCAUGCUCAUUCAGCUCUUAUCUUUAUAUUCCAGUAAGUUAUUUUGCUCUCACUGUUUAACAGAAAAAGAACAGCGUAAAAAUCCUUGCAUACCUUGUUCGAUUGGAGAAUUUUAAUGUUUUUCAUUUAUCAUUGUAAAACCAAGGACAAUUUUAUAACUUUUUUGUACGUAGCUGUUACAUGUAGGGCAAUCUGUCUUUAAGUAGGGAUAAAUUACUCUAAAAGAAAUGAAUCCUAGAUAGUUUUCCCUUCAAGUCAAGCGUCUUGUUGUUUAAAUAAACUUCUUGUUUAAAAUGAGCUGUUUUCUUUAUUCUGAGGAAUAUUAAAUAGAAAGUUGAAGCUCAGAAAAAAACAUGACAUUAAUAGGCCUGCUAGAAGUAACAUUUCAAGGAAGUAAUAAAGCUACUUUGCACCUCUGACAGACUGAUACAAGACAAAGGAUAACAAAGUUAUAUAGAUGACUAGCAAUGGAUGUUUCAGCCUCUUUGUUCAAAAAGCUUAGGCAGUUCCACAUAUGCAACUUGACUAGCAAAAAAAUUGCGUCACAAUGUUGUGGAUUGACUUCCAAGUAUUCUUUUCUGUAACCGCUACCUGAGGCGGAGUGACUUAGUACAUGCAGCUUGGAAGAAGUUCUGAUUUUGCUAACUCUGCUGAUAAAUCACAACCAUUUUAACCUUGGCUUUGAUGAGUUAAUACUCCCUAGCCUAAAAUAGAAUAUUUUUUUCCUUAUUUGAGCAUGUUGAGGGACAGAAGAUGUUUGUCAACAUGAUAUCCAUUCUUAGAGCCUUAAAUAUGCAGGCACUCCCGUUUUUAAAUUCAAUUGUAUGGAGAAAGAUAACUGUAGAAGCAAUAGAAUAUUAGUGCUGGAAAGAUAUGUAAAGAUUACCUAAUUCUAACCCCUAUUUUAGACAUAAGGAAGCUGAGGUUCAGAGGAUUGUUAUUUGUCACAUAGCUAGAUGGUUAUAAAACUGGGAUUAGAGAUUAAGUUUCCUGAUGUCUGUUAAUUGAGUUCUCCUGUAUUGGUUCUCAAGAAACCAAAUUCCCAUCCCUACUACCUACCAAUGUGGCCUUUUUGGAUCAAAUUUCCAUGUACUAUAAUGCCUUGUCACUCAAUUCACUCUACUUCUAGCAAUAUGGUCUUUUUUACAUUUGUCAUUUCUAUAGUGAAUAAGCUGCUCCAGAGACGGCAGGAAGUUCAUAGAUUUUUGGCUCUGUAUGUGUAAGAGUUAAUCUUGAAUCAACUGAACUUUUAUUUUCCUGUAUGUGUAGUGCUACCAAGCUAUCUUUACAGUUUAUAUUGUGAAACACUGUGAGAAGCCUGCCCCCAAGAAUUCUUAGAAGAGAUCAGUGAACUGCGGUCUGAAAAUAUUAAAUGGAAAAUUCCAGAAAUAAACAAUUUGUAAGUUUUAAAUGGACAUCCAUUCUGAGUAGCGUGAGGAAAUCUUGUUCCAUCCUGCCCCGGACUUGAAUCAUCCCUUUGUUGGAACCCCAACCAUUGACAUCUACUUCUAACAUCUAACCAUUGGCAUCAUCAUCGCGUAAUAAUCUACCUUCUGACGUAUCAUCAUCAGGUCAAUAGUAGUCUAAUGCUGUCUCACAAUGCCUACAUCAUUCACCUCACUUCAUCUCAUCACGUAGGUAUUCUAUCUCACAUCAUCACAAGAAGAACGGUGAGUAUAGUACAAUAAGAUAUCUUGAGAGAAAGACUACAAACGUUACUUUUAUUACAGGAUAUUAUUAUAAUUGUUCUAUUUUGUUAUUAGUUAUUCUUAAUCUCGUACUGUGCCUAGUUUAUAAAUUAAACUUUAUCAUAGGUACGUAUGUAUAGGAAAAAACAUAGUUAUAUAUAGGGUUCAGUACUAUCCAUGGUUUCAGGCAUCCACCGGGGGUCUUGGAACGUAUCCCCCGAGGGUUAGAGGGGACUACUGUAUUAUAUUAUUAGGCACAAGUGGUGAAGAACAACUUCCAGAUUAUUCUGAGUAAGUUGUACAUUGCAUUCUUAAAUAAAACUCUCCACACACUCAGCAACAAAUUUAAAAGCCAACAGGAUUCCUGUCCAUAUUAAAAGGAAAAUUAUUAGAGCUUUCAACUUUUUCUGACAUCUUUUAAAUAGUAAAGAUUUCUUGCUACCUGCUUCAGAACAACAGAUUGUGUUCUGAGGAAAUUCUGAGACUAUUGGGUUUACAAAAACCUGUUGGGAAAGCUGAUUACUAGGCUUUCUGAAUUGAAUUAUAAACAGAAGACCAGUACUUUGAAUAUAGUAGAGAAGUGGCAGUGUGGGACUAAGGGAAAUUGAAGACCACUUAAUGCUUAAAGACAUGAAAAGUUAUAAAGAGUGUGGGCAACUUCUCAUUCUCCUCCCCUUAACUAUAUUUAGAAAGCAGGUGAAAACAGACAUGUGUGUAGGGCAGUGGUUUUAAAAUUUCAUCUUAUAGAACCCUGGGAUUGUAUGAAGAGAGGAGGACAGAGUGGAGAGAGAGGCCAGCAAAGGACAGGAGGAGACAGAGAGGGCCAGGAUUUGGGAUCCUCUGCCCAGUUUUAGUCACAGCUGCUCUGUUAAUCUAUUUUAUAUCUUUGGAUUCUGCUUCAUAAAUGUUUGAAAAACACUGCUAUAGGUCAUGAAAUAGCUGUUAGCCCAUUCCUUGUCAUAAGAUUUCAUCUGUCUUUUAUUUCUUUAGAUUUUUAGGUUAACCUGAGAAUUUGGAACAAAUUGUGUAUUGAUAUAGAAUCCUAGAUACAUAUUAUAAGAGUCAUAAUGAUGGCCCUUUGUGAUUUUAAAACCAGGUGUUCACAUUGCCUCAUCCUUUUGCAUCUUUUGAUCCUGAUCUGUGUUGAUCUUUUGGACAAAAUGUAAUUCUAGUAAUGUCCCGUUUUCAACUGAGUUGGUCAUCUGGAACAAAGGUUAAGGCAGAGCUACAUAUCAUAUCUGUUUUACCCCAAAUCUGCAUCUUGCAGCAGAAAGUGGAGUACAGUGAUUUCAGUCAAAACUGUUACAGUACAUGAACAAGUAAAUAGGAGGGCUAGUUAUUCUGGAAAUUUCUGUCAGUUAUACUUUAAAAUACAGUGAAUAUGCCAAACAGGCUUGCCUAAGACGGUCUUAAUCAGAUGUCUGUUUUACAUAAAUUUACUCUUCAUAAAUCAGAUUAGGUUAAAAAAAGAGUUUUCCUGGGACUGAUUCCUUCCUUACCUUUGAAGUAGAGGUUCUCAGCCCAAGCUAUAUGUGAGAAUUACCUGUUAAACUUCUUAAAGAUAUCUGUGACUGGACCCAGAAUUUCCAAUUCAGUAGAUCUUGGAUGGAACCUGGCAUUCAUUUGUAUUCAUUAAAAGUUCAUGGGUUAUUCUCAUGUACAACAUUCUUAGAAUUAUCGCGUUCUAACCCUCACAACAACUCAGAAUAGGUGCUGUUAACCCCAUUUUACAGAUGAGGAAAGUGGGCUCAAGGGCAUAAAUGACCUAGAAAUGUCUUACAUUGGGACGGAGUGGAACUAGAACCUAGGCUUUUUGAUUUCCAGUCCAGUGCUGUAUUGCCACACCAUCCUGUCUUCUACUAGACGACAGAGAAGGGAGGAAAUAAGGCAAGUCAAGUACAAAUUCAAAAGUGUAGGUCAAAAGGGACCCUAAGAGUCAAGUCCAAACUCCUAAUUUAACAUAGGAAAGACAAUUUCAGAUUGUUUAAA